Larimichthys crocea (large yellow croaker) is the source of this 3378-nucleotide messenger RNA. Its product is annotated as potassium channel subfamily K member 16-like. Gene Ontology annotation, biological process: stabilization of membrane potential; potassium ion transmembrane transport. The record is from RefSeq and is a predicted model, not a curated record. NCBI's taxonomy places the organism in Eukaryota, Metazoa, Chordata, Actinopteri, Sciaenidae. Gene Ontology annotation, molecular function: outward rectifier potassium channel activity; potassium ion leak channel activity. Gene Ontology annotation, cellular component: plasma membrane. The transcript has 5 exons. Bases 1039 to 1911 code for a protein of 290 amino acids.
CUUUGGGACACCAACCUACCAGAGCAGGACUGAACAUUUCUAUGAUAAUUAUAGCUGUAGUUGUUGACAUCUACUCUCAAGUCGAUGCUUUCCUUACAUCCUUAGGCAUUUUUAACAUGCUAGCUUUAUAAAGAACAUAACCAUAGAGCUCCAUUAGGAUCUCUCAUGAGACUUCUUUCAACCCUUUGGUUUAUGGCCCACGAUCAAGUAGUCCUCUCUAAACCGCUCCAAAAUGUCAUCUCCUUCCCCUCUAUCUGACCAUAAACAUGCCUGACUCCUGAAUGGGGGGGAAAUGUCUGAUGAUUGCUCUAGCAGUCUUCUAUGGGUUAGAAAAGUCAAGCUUUUAGCCUCAGGAGAUGUGUCCAUACUUAAUUAAUGUGGAUUUAUCUUUCUUGACGUGACUCAAGUUGGGGCACCAAUCAUUAUUAUUUCAACAGCAAUUUAUGCAAAGCACGUCAAUUAAGGAAUCCAGUAGCUUGUGGUAGAAAUAUAUUUUCUUGUUAAAUUAGUCCACCACAACGCAGAAUCCUUUUGAAAGGCUCUGGCAUCAGCACUCCAACAACCAACAGCAGGUAAAAUAUUAACUUUUGUUCUGCUGACAAGAUGCUGCCACCGCUUCCUUAUUAGUGGAAACAGUUGAAAGUGUAUGUGUGUCCAGAUGUCGCUCUAAUGGAGAAGGAGGAGUUUGAUCGUUACCAAAGAAACCCAUAAAUCAACAUCUACUGUAUAGUAGUCUGACCAAUCAGAAUAAGAGCAUAGAGUGGAGAUGUUUUAUCUUUGGAUGAUUAUCCAGAUGGAGAUAAGUUGCAGCUUUACCUAACAUCAACCUUUCUUCGUGUUGCUGUGAUUUAAAACAGUUUUUUAUUUACUUUAUGGAGAGAAAUGCCACAGCCUGCAGUGAUGGACACAGUUUUUGAGGAACUACUCAUGAGAUCUGCGUAUUUCACCGAGACUUUGAUUGUUUGUCCUUUCUGAAGCAAUUAACCUCUUUUCCGAGUUCAAACAUCAGUGUGUCCAUUCUGGUGCUGGAAGAGGUUGAUGGCGAGGUUCCAGUUGGUCCCAGUCAAAGUGAGCUGGACAGUACUUUUGACUCUGGCCCACUUUACAUACCUGCUGGUUGGGGCCACCAUCUUCCAGAUACUGGAACGUGAGGCUGAGAGCAACAACCGAAACCACUUCCAACUGGAGAAGUUGAAUUUCUUGGCUAAUUAUACUUGCCUGGACGGACCAGCCUUGGAGAAAUUUGUUCAGGUGAUUUUGGAUGCCUGGGAAAACGGGGUGAAUCCCUCAGGCAACUCAACAAACCCCAGUAACUGGGAUUUCUGUAGCUCCUUCUUUUUUGCUGGCACAGUAGUCACAACUAUAGGCUACGGAAACCUCUCCCCCAGCACUGUGUCCGGUCAGGUUUUUUGUGUGUUUUACGCACUGUGCGGGAUCCCACUGAACCUGGCCUUCCUCAAACAGCUCGGGAAGUGUCUCACCAUCCACCUCGGUCGACUGAAGAAGGGAAUGGUCUCAGUUGUUCCACACAAGCAAACAGUUGAGGCUCUGGCAGUGAGCUUGUUCUUCAUCACCGGCAGCCUGCUGUUUUUGGUCAUCCCUCCUCUGCUGUUCAGUUACGUGGAAGGCUGGACAUUUGGCGAGGGCUUCUAUUUCGCCUUCAUUACCCUCAGCACCAUUGGUUUUGGAGAUUACGUGGUGGGGACUGACCCAGGCAAGGAGUACAUCUCUCUCUACCGCAGCCUGGCAGGCAUCUGGAUCAUCUUUGCCCUGGCUUGGCUUGCUCUUAUCCUCAACAUGGGAGCCAGAAUAAUGGAGCACCUGAUUGGCCUGACUCAUCCAGGCUUCAAGAACCAAGAGGUAGAAGAGGAAACAUCGUCCAGUAAAUUAGAAGACACGUCAAAGAUCUGACAUCUGGACUAUUGACCUGUAACAUUCACUAUGUAGAAUAUAUUCAGAAAAAUGUUUUGUAACAUUCCUUCUCUAAAUCCUUUAAUUUAUAAUAAUGUCUCAUCUUGUCCAGGAGUGGUUUAAUAUGUUAUCAACAGGCUGGAAAGAUAUUGCAGGUUCUUGUUUGACAAUUCUACCUCAGUUCAGCCAGAGAGUCUAUAUUUAUCAAACUUCUAAGAAUUACUCUCAUUUGGCUACAAUGGAAACAAAAAGAAAACCAAACUGCAGCAGUAACUGUGCUGCUGGUAGACAAUCGGACAAUAUUCAGUCCAUAUUAAACAUACAAAAUUAAGAAUGCAGUACCACAAUUUCAUACGCAGAGAAAGAAAUCCAAUGCCAGCUUUAUUUGUGCUGACACCUCAUCCAAAUGUUCACAUCACGUUUAAUAGCACACUAAUGUUACCUGCUAAAUAUUUUAUAUAGCUUCAAAAAAAUAUUUGAUACAUUUCUUUAAUUCCCUUGCUUUUAAGUCUGCGUCCAGAAGUAAAAGUGAAAGAUGGUUACUUUUAUCUUCAACUUCAGUCCAAAAUUCUACUUUGAGCACUUUAUAGUCUCAAUAAGAAAACAUGUUUAACCAUGUAUUGCCUCAGGUAGGAAUCCUGUAAUGUUUUUCCAUCCUCAGACAACAUGUAGAACUAAAUAACUGUUGAACUGUGUGUUUUAUGUGCUUUUUAUUGUAUGUUAUUGCUCUACAUUAGUGUAGUAGUAGUAGUAGUAGUUGUUGUUGUGUGUGUGCGUGUGUGUGCGAUCGCGUGAUCGUGUGAGUCCACAUCUGCCUUUGUGUACUGAUGGUAACCUCUGGUGAAUUGAGCACGGAGGGCUAUCUUAAACAAACCCAUUAGUCAAGAUGGUGAUGGGACGUGACCUGACGCAGCAGUCAGGACUGAUCCAAAACAGGCAGCUGGAAGAACACAGGAGAAGAGCUCAUGUUUUUGUUUUGAAAAAACUGUCACUUUCUGUCUUUAAUGCUGGUCAGUAUGAGAACUGUUGUCCUGAGGAAAGAAAUACAAACUGAUAUGUACUGUACUGAAAUGAUUUAACUGUAGGUGGUCUUGAUUGAUGACAUGACCUCAUAAACCAUGGACAGAAACUUCAAAUAUCUGACAUUCCCUGUAGUCAUCACCUACAGCCCAACCUCUGCCAGUGUCAUAUUGUUCCACUAGAUUUGCAUGACAGACCAUUGGAGUGAUUAAAACAGUAGUGCAGGUGGAGGUUAAUUUGCAUGCAUGCAAUGCAUGGAAAGCUGAGGAGCAGCGAAGGUAAAUCAACACACUUUUGCUGUGCCCAGCUGCAGAGGUUGAGACGCUAAACUUGCCUGGAUCCAAAGAUUUUACCAGGUAGCCAAGAUGGAAAUAAAGGAAAUGUUGAACUUGGCACGGGUGCCCUCCAUCCUCAUGCUUGGGGUGGUUUACGUGGCCUAUGUGCUGA